This is a messenger RNA of Callorhinus ursinus (northern fur seal), 2765 nucleotides long. The record is from RefSeq and is a predicted model, not a curated record. NCBI's taxonomy places the organism in Eukaryota, Metazoa, Chordata, Mammalia, Carnivora, Otariidae.
AUGUCGGCCUCCGCCUGCGAGCCGAUCUUCACAAAGCGGGAGAGCGUGGGCCGGAGGAGGAGGGCGGGGACGGCCGAAGGGGCCGGGCGUCCGGCGGAGAUGGCUGUGUCCGAGCCGGGGGGCAGCGCGGCGGGAUCAGUAACAUUCAAAGAUGUGACUAUGGCCUUUACCCAGAAGGAAUGGGAGCAGCUAGAUCCUGCUCAGAGGAACCUGUAUAAGGAUGUGAUGCUGGAGAACUACAGCAACCUUGCCUCAAUGGGGUAUCAAGCUCCCAAACCAGACAUGAUCUCCAAGUUGGAAAAAGGAGAAGAGCCAUGGUUGGGGAAGGGCAAAAGACCCAGACGAUGUGGUCCCAGUGAAAUAGCAAGACCCAAGCAAAUAGGAACGAAUGGAAACGAGGUCCAGCAAGGUAAUGACCAGCUAGCAAACCACCAGGAAUCUCAAAACAAACUCCUUAAGGAAGUUGCAUUCAAGAAAAGAAGUCUGACUAAGAAGAAAGGCCACGAAUGUAGUUCACUGGGGGAAAAAAGUGUGAGUACAAAACAUGUUCCUUCAAAAAAAAAGCUUAAAUUCGAUUCACAUGGAAAGAGUUUGAAACAGAAUUCAGACUUACCUGGUCGUAUAAGAAACUAUGCAAAAAAGAAACCUAGCAUAGCUAAAGAGCACAAGAAAUCAUUCAGCCAUAGCUUACCUGAUACAAAGAAAGACAAAAAUCAAACUGGAAAGAAACAAAAAUUAUCCAACCAUAGCUUAUCUAAUAAGCAUGACAAAACUCAAGCUGGCAAGAAACAUGAGAAAUUAGCUCAUCAUAGCUCAUCCGAUACUAAACGGGACAAAAUUCAAACUGGAGAGAAACAUGAGAAAUCAUCCAGCCAUAGCCUGUCUCCUACUAAGUGUGACAAAACUCAAACUAAAGCUAAACCCUAUGAAUGUAAUCAAUGUGGGAAGGUUCUCAGCCAUAAACAAGGACUCGUUGACCAUCAGAGAAUUCAUACUGGAGAGAAACCAUAUGAAUGUAAUGAAUGUGGGAUAGCCUUUAGCCAAAAGUCACACCUCGUUGUACAUCAAAGAACUCACACUGGAGAAAAACCAUAUGAAUGUAUGCAGUGUGGCAAAGCCCACAGUCAUAAACAUGCCCUUACCGACCAUCUGAGAGUUCAUACUGGGGAAAAGCCCUAUAAAUGUACUGAAUGUGGGAAAACCUUUAGACACAGCUCAAAUCUUGUUCAACAUGUGAGAUCUCAUACAGGUGAGAAGCCCUAUGAAUGUAAGGAAUGUGGAAAAUCCUUUAGGUAUAACUCAUCUCUUACUGAACAUGUGAGAACUCAUACAGGUGAAAUACCAUAUGAAUGUAAUGAAUGUGGAAAGGCCUUUAAGUAUAGCUCAUCCCUUACUAAACAUAUGAGAGUUCAUACAGGUGAGAAACCCUUUGAAUGUAAUGAAUGUGGGAAAGCUUUCAGCAAGAAGUCACACCUCAUUAUACAUCAAAGAACUCAUACUAAGGAGAAGCCCUAUAAAUGUAAUGAAUGUGGAAAAGCAUUUGGACAUAGCUCUUCUCUUACUUACCACAUGAGAACUCAUACAGGUGAAAGUCCUUUUGAAUGUAAUCAGUGUGGGAAGGCCUUCAAACAAAUUGAGGGCCUUACUCAACAUCGGAGAGUUCAUACUGGGGAGAAACCCUAUGAAUGUCAUGAAUGUGGGAAAGCUUUUAGCCAAAAGUCACACCUCAUUGUACAUCAGAGAACUCAUACUGGGGAGAAGCCUUUUGAAUGUAAUGAAUGUGGAAAGGCUUUCAAUGUGAAGUCACAACUUGUUAUACAUCAGAGAUCCCACACUGGAGAGAAACCCUAUGAAUGUAAUGAAUGUGGAAAAGCUUUCAAACAAAAUGCAUCCCUUACCAAACAUGUGAAAACUCAUUCAGAAGAAAAAUCUCAUGAGUGAAAUUAAUGUGGGAAGUCUUUUAAUUCAACUAAAGGUUUUAUUUAACCUUAGUAGGAUUCUGAAUUUUAAGGAUGUUAGAAGGCUUUUAAUAAGAAGUCAUACCUAAUUACACAUGAGAGAGUUUGAAAGUGAAUCUUACAUAGAAGCAAUGGAUGAUACCAACCUUUUAUAGAAAAUAUUGUUUUAAAAAUAAUUAUUAAUUAUUUAUAUAUUCAGACCAAAAUAUAAAGGUUUAAAAAUCGUUAAUGAGUUGAAUAAUCAGAGCAAAAGAGAAACAAAUUAUAUAUGCUGACAAUUCCUGAGUUGCUUGAGUAUGUGCACUUAAGCUCCACAUCUGAGAAUUGGAUUUGCAUACCUGUUAAUUUCCAUAUAUAAGUGUGUCUGGCCACUGGUAUGAGGCUCAUCUUUGAUGUUAUCACCUAGCUCUUCCUUAAUGUCUUUGUUAGCUUCUACAUCAGCUGCAUACUUUCUAAAAGUUAUUUAUGUAAAAAAUAUUAACACAAAAUUAAGAAAAAAAUAAAAGAAAGCAGCCAAGGAUAGGGACAUCAUUCCCUACCAGCACCUGUGUAUUGUUAAGUGAAUAAAAUUGUUAAGUGAAAAAAGCAGGUUGCUGAACUGUGUGUGUAGUAUGUUCCCACUUAUGUACAAAAGGGUGUGUUUGCGUGUGUGUGUGUGUGUGUGUGUGUGUGUGUAAGUAUAUAUACAUAUAUUUGUAUGUGAAUAGACUUGGUUUGAAAAAAUACAGAAGAAACUUUAUGGUGGUUGUCAUGAGCAGAGGAGUACAGGAAUGGGGGCUAGGAUGGGAAGGAGACCUCCUUUUUAUU